CCGGCCCCCCAACCGCCGCCGCCCCCGGCCUGCCCGUCAGCGAGCGGGCGAGCGGCCUCCGCGCCCGGUCUCCGUGAGGGGGGCGUCCAGCCGGAUCCUGAGCCUCGCGCUCUCGUGUUGCGGCCGACCGCGCCUCCUCGGCCGCCUGCCCGGCAUGAAGACCAAGUUCUGCAACGGGAGCGAGGCGGAGCCCUCGCCGCUCGGGCUGCUGCUGAGCUGCGGCAGCGGCAGCGCGACCCCGGCGCCCGGCGUGGGGCAGCAGCGCGACGCCGCCAGUGACCUCGAGCCCAAGCAGCUGGGCGGGCGGCAGCCGCAGCUCGCGCUGCCCCCGCUGCCGCUGCCCCCGCCGCCGCCGGCCGACGAUCAGCCCGAGCCCAGGACGCGGCGCAGGGCCUAUCUGUGGUGCAAAGAGUUCCUGUCCGGCGCCUGGCGGGGCCUUCGCGAGGACCAGUUCCACAUCAGUGUCAUCAGAGGUGGCCUCAGUAACAUGCUGUUCCAGUGCUCCUUACCCGACACUCUGGCCACCGUUGGUGACGAGCCUCGGAAGGUGCUCCUGCGGCUGUACGGUGCAAUUCUAAAGAUGCGGUCCUGUAAUAAGGAGGGAUCCGAACAAGCUCAGAAAGACAAUGAAUUUCAAGGCGCCGAGGCCAUGGUUCUGGAGAGCGUUAUGUUUGCCAUCCUUGCAGAGAGGUCGCUGGGGCCAAAGCUCUUUGGCAUCUUCCCCCAAGGCCGCCUGGAGCAGUUUAUCCCGAGCCGGCGAUUAGACACUGAAGAAUUAAGUUUGCCAGAUAUUUCUGCAGAAAUAGCUGAGAAAAUGGCCAGAUUUCAUGGUAUGAAAAUGCCAUUCAAUAAGGAACCAAAAUGGCUUUUUGGAACAAUGGAAAAAUACCUGAAUCAAGUGCUGAGAAUUAAAUUUACUGGGGAAUCCAAAGUUAAGCAGCUCCACAAAUUCCUCAGUUACAACCUGCCUUUGGAACUAGAAAACCUGAGAUCAUUACUUGAAUCCACUCCAUCUCCAGUCGUGUUUUGUCACAAUGACUGUCAGGAAGGUAAUAUCUUAUUGCUGGAAGGCAGGGAGAAUUCUGAAAACCAGAAACUGAUGCUCAUCGACUUUGAAUACAGCAGUUACAACUACAGGGGAUUCGACAUUGGGAAUCAUUUCUGUGAAUGGAUGUACGAUUAUAAUUACGAAAAGUACCCUCUUUUCAGAGCAAACAUCCUGAAGUAUCCCACCAGGAAGCAACAGGCAGAAGUAGUCUUGUGGGCACCGCGGUUCAGUAGCUGCUGCAGUGUUCACAGACCCCUUUCCUGUCCUGGGUUAUGCGAGUCCAGUGACUGGAGAAUCAGUCCUGUGGGAAUCUCUCCCCAGGAAGCCCUCUAUUCCAUUCUUCAGCCUCUGCCGAAGCCUUGGGUUGAGGAUGAGUACGUAGUGUUGCAGAAGUUAGCAGGCUGGGGAGAGGGGCACUGCGCCCACCUCUGCCAGCCUUGCAGGGCAGCAGCUCCGCCCACGCUGGGCAGCCCUGCCGCCCGACAUCCCUUCUCCCGGGAUCCCCGCCUGGUCAGAACGUUUCCCAGGGGCCGGGGGUGAGGACGGAUGCAGUCAGUUGCUGCAGUAGCUCACUCAGGAGAGGUUUCUCGAGCACCUGCCUGAGUUGGGCAUGGGGAGAGUCUCCAGCAGGUGGCCACGCUCAGGGGCAGCCGUUCAAAUACAGCCUUGCCGUGUGGCCAGACCUGGGCUGCUCUCUUCUGGCCUUAUUUUCAGGCAGACCUGAUGACCUUGAGCGUGUCCAGAGCAGAGUGACCGGGACGGUUUUGGACCUCAAGUUCAAGCUAUGUGGGUAGGAAGGGUGGGAGAACGUGGGGCUGUUGACCCCAGGGAGGAGAACACAGCAGGCUUCAGGUUCUUGCCAUGCUGAAAAGAAGUUAGACUUUUAUAAACACUGGGCAGGCAGCUCCAGAGAUGAGAACUCUCAAACCAGUGAGGGGAGAUUUUCAGUAAGAAGACAGAUUUCAUUUUAGUGGAAGGCGGCAGAGCUGUGUAACCCCCGACACUGCACAGCAAUGGAAAUGUAAAGAAGCUCCAUUCCUGUUUUCUGAGGUUUUAAAAUCACGUGCAAGUGUUGGUCUCUGUCAGAUACCCUGUCUGUAGCUACUGAGGUAAUCUCACGCUUUUCUGUCUUUAAUCCAUUGAAGUGUUUUAAAAUGUUAAGCAAUACUGAAAUUCCUGAAAUAAACUAUUUGAAUGAGUUAACGUUUUUUUGUAAUGCUCUGUUGGAUCCAGUUAGGCAAUUUCUUAUUUUAGGAGAUUUACAUCUAUGCAUAUAUGUGAAAUAGGACUUUAAUGUUCAUUUAAAAAAGUAUUCAUACCUGCUUUUGGAAUAAAAACUAUACUAGUCUUACAAAAUGAGUUGAGUGUCCCUUUUUAUUUUCUGGAACAAAUUUAUCUAAGAUGGUGUUGUUUGAAAGUUUGGUAGAUUUUGCCCAUAAAACCAUCUGGGCCUAGAACUUUUGGGGGAGGGAGGGUCAUUAAUUACCACUUUCUUAGGGUUUCAGUCUCUUCAGAUUUUCCAUCUUCAUUUGCCACCUUCAGCGUUUAGGGUCUCCCAAGAAAUUAAACCAUCUAGGGUGGUGGUUCAAGCAUGGGUUCUAAAAACUAAUGGGCCUGGAUUUCAAUCCCAGAUCUGCCACUGCUGGUUGUAACGUACUAUUUCUGUGCCUCAGUUUUCUCAUCUGCAAAAAUUAUUUUGUCGUCGUGGGGAGUGUGCCUGUUACACAGAAUUUAAUAGGUAUCAGCAGUCAUCUUUUCUGUGCCAGGUUUACUUCAGAAUCUACGGCCCCCUGCCUAGGACAGUGCUUGAUCUUGAAUGAUGCUUUCUGGUGGAGGAGGGGGCGUAGUGUAAGAGAGCCGACUUCAGAGCAGGAAGAUGGAAGAGGCGACCCAGGGAAAGGGUGGGGAGCGCCUUCCAGCCGGGUAACCAGGUAGCAAGGGUUCUAACAGGGAGAAAGACUGACGGCUGUUUUCUUCUUUACAAAAGCAAACAAGCCGAGGUUGGCUGUGUUCUGCUGCCUUUUGAUGUGGUAUGAAAUAGUGAAGAACAAGGGCUCUCAUAAAUCCUAAUUCAUGUGUAGACUCAACGUGCAGCCUGGUAGAACCUUAGGGUAAACUGUCUUCUCCAAACCAGAAUCAGACACUGCCAGUUUAUGGACAUAAGUGUGGACAUCAUCACAGCAUCUUAGGGGUGGAAGGCCCCUUCGCAGUGCCUGGUCCGGCGCCUGCCCUGAGGCAGCAUCUGCCGACGAGCAUCCGGGUGCCCUGGUGCCUCGUGCCAGCGCCGCGCGGAGCAGCAGCCAGGCUGGGGAGGUGUGGAGUAGGCUGACCCUGCUUUGCGGUCAGUGGAAGACAGGAGUGUGAGUUAGAAGGAACAACUCUACCUAAAUUACUUUCUGCAGAAGCAGUAGUGGUCUUGCCGACAGUAUGGCAUCGAGUCCAUUAGUUCUCUGACUGUAACCCGGUGAACCCAGCCGGGUGGGUGAGCUCCCUGGACCACGCCCCUGGGCAGAGCAGGGUGGCGGGCUUUGCUGACGUCCGGAAGAGUCACGCUUGACGUGUGCACUUCGUGACAGCAUUGACAUCACCUGUUUUUAACCAUCAUUGACCCUAAUGUCAU
Messenger RNA from Globicephala melas (long-finned pilot whale), 3668 nucleotides. RefSeq names its product choline kinase alpha (gene CHKA). Gene Ontology annotation, biological process: phosphatidylethanolamine biosynthetic process; CDP-choline pathway. Gene Ontology annotation, cellular component: cytoplasm. Gene Ontology annotation, molecular function: choline kinase activity; ethanolamine kinase activity. Lineage: Eukaryota; Metazoa; Chordata; Mammalia; Artiodactyla; Delphinidae. The record is from RefSeq and is a predicted model, not a curated record.